CAAUUUUUAAUCUAAAUUUACAAACACACUCACCCACCCUUUUCUUUUCUCUCUUUUUGUGCUUCAAUCAUGUCGAGUGGAAGGAAAAGCCGAGGUCGCCAAAAGAUUGAGAUUAAAAAAAUGAGCAACGAGAGCCACUUGCAAGUGACUUUCUCGAAGCGCCGUAGUGGUCUCUUCAAGAAAGCCAGUGAGCUUUGCACCCUCUGCGGUGCAGAUGUUGCUCUCGUUGUUUACUCACCUGGGGAGAAGGUAUUUUCAUUUGGCCACCCCAAUGUUGAUACAGUCAUAGAUCGUUAUCUCUCUCGAGUCUCAUCCCAAAACAAUGGUACCAUGCAAUUCAUUGAGGCUCACCGUAGUGCCAACGUGCGUGAGCUUAAUACUCAGCUAACUCAGAUCAACCACCUAUUGGACAUUGAGAAGAAACGUGCUGAAGAGUUGAGCCACUUGUGUAAGUCGGUCGAGACUCAAUUUUGGUGGGAUGGUCCCGUUGAUGGGAUGAACAGGGUCCAACUUGAAUUAUUCAAGAAUGAUUUGGAGGAGCUUAAGAAACUUGUUGCACAUCAUGCUGAUAGGCUUGUAAUCCAGAGUGCUCCUACUCAAACCCUUCCUCUUUUUUUUUGA
This is a messenger RNA of Medicago truncatula (barrel medic), 621 nucleotides long. RefSeq names its product agamous-like MADS-box protein AGL62. The transcript has a single exon. Gene Ontology annotation, biological process: positive regulation of transcription by RNA polymerase II. Bases 70 to 621 code for a protein of 183 amino acids. Lineage: Eukaryota; Viridiplantae; Streptophyta; Magnoliopsida; Fabales; Fabaceae. Gene Ontology annotation, molecular function: RNA polymerase II cis-regulatory region sequence-specific DNA binding; protein dimerization activity; DNA-binding transcription factor activity, RNA polymerase II-specific. The record is from RefSeq and is a predicted model, not a curated record.